UCUCUCUCUGCCUUUUCCUCAGUUUUCUCUGCCUCCCUUUUCAUUUCUUUUCUGUGAUUCUUACAGCUAGAAAUGAAUGGAGAAACGAGCUUUGAACAUGGCUUGGAACCUGAUUGUUUAGAGUUUGUUGAAGUUGAUCCUACCGGAAGAUAUGGAAGGUAUAAUGAGAUUCUGGGCAAAGGGUCUUCAAAAACAGUCUACAAGGCGUUUGAUGAGUAUGAAGGAAUUGAAGUAGCAUGGAACCAGGUGAAGCUCCAUGAUUUGCUGCAAAGUUCAGAGGAUCUUGAGAGAUUGUACUGUGAAAUCCACCUCCUCAAGACCUUGAAACAUGAAAACAUCAUGAAAUUCUACACUUCUUGGGUUGAUACUGAUAACAGGAACAUCAACUUCGUCACUGAAAUGUUCACGUCCGGUACUCUCAGACAGUACAGGCUAAAACAUAGAAGAGUAAACAUCCGAGCCGUGAAGCAUUGGUGUCGACAGAUCUUGCGAGGGCUUCUCUAUCUACAUAGCCAUGACCCCCCUGUCAUUCACCGGGACCUCAAGUGUGACAACAUUUUUAUUAAUGGAAAUCAAGGGGAGGUCAAGAUCGGUGACCUCGGCCUGGCUGCGAUUCUCCGUAAAUCCCACGCCGCUCGUUGUGUCGGAACACCGGAGUUCAUGGCUCCGGAGGUGUAUGAAGAGGAAUACAAUGAACUAGUUGACAUAUAUUCUUUCGGGAUGUGCAUAUUGGAGAUGGUCACUUUCGAAUAUCCAUACAGUGAAUGCACUCAUCCUGCUCAGAUUUAUAAGAAAGUUGUUUCGGGGAAAAAGCCUGAAGCUCUAUACAAGGUAAAGGAUCCUGAGGUUAGAGAGUUCAUCGAAAAAUGUUUAGCCACCGUUUCCCAUCGGCAUACUGCCAUGGAGCUUCUAAGAGACCCUUUUCUUCAAAUUGAAGAUUACGGAUCCGAGUUGAGAUUAUUAGAGUACCAAAGGGACGACUAUGAUGCAGGGCCCCUCUUGAGGCAACCUCUUUAUGAUGUUCACUUUAGUAACAACAGCUCUUUGAUCAAUGGAUACACCAAUUAUCUCGGUUAUGGACCCGAGUGUGAUAUUGGCUAUAACUCGCUCGACUAUGAAGCAAGUGAAAUCGAUCUUUUUUCUAGGCAAGAAGAUGGUCAUUCGGGAGAUGUUGACCUUAUAAUCAAGGGCCAGAGGAGAGCAGACGAUGACAUCUUUUUGAGGCUCAGAAUUGCAGAUAAAGAAGGUCGAAUACGAAACAUCUACUUCCCAUUCGAUGUCGAGUCCGAUACAGCAUUAAGUGUUGCCACUGAAAUGGUUGCAGAGCUUGAUAUGACUGACCAAGAUGUCACGAAAAUAGCAGAUAUGAUUGAUGGUGAGAUUGCAUCUUUGGUACCGGAGUGGAAGAGGGGCCCGGCCAUAGAAGAAAAUUCAAAGUGCAUUUAUUCGAGUUUCUGUCAAAAUUGUUCUUCAAAUGGCCAUCUAUCGGAUUACUUUACAUCGAGUAGUGCAGGCACCAAGAAUCUGCAAGUCCUCGAGUGCUCGAAACACAGCUGUACCACUGUCCAUGGCCGUUUUGAAGAGAUCAAGUACCAAGUUGGAGGGCCCGAACAAUGUGCUUCAGAAGGUGCAGAGGCUGCCAUUAGCCAAUCGGAUAGUAUCCAUUAUGCUGAUAUAUGGGGUCAACGGGAAGGAUCGGAACAAAUUCCUCCAGGUCCAAAGGAUAUCCACUGCAAUGAGGAAGCAAAUGAAAUGUCCGAGCAAUCGAUGUUCGGAAAGGAGGAAAGAAUUAUUAGCGUAGAUAGUCGAAGUGAUUCCAAUACAAGGAACUCCCUUUCUGCCUACAGUUCGAUAGAUUCCGGUUUAUUGGAUGAUUAUGAGAAUGAGAUUAGGCAAGAACUGAGAUGGCUAAAAGCCAAGUAUCAAAUGCAGUUGAGAGAACUUAGAGACAAACAAUUAGGAAGUAAACCGAAAUAUCCUAGCUUGACCCAAAGUAGUUUCAAUGACUCGGAGAACGACAACGAUAUCAAAGCUCCCGUGUCUUCAUUUUCGACACCCCCUAACAGAGAAACCAACGGACCUCGCCUGCAAUCGAUACCCUCAGGAAAGCAACUCACUCUAUUUUCUCCUACUAGUGAGAAAAAAUGUGCCAGUUUUGCUAACCAAGGAGUCCAUCAUUCCGACGCAAUUAACUCGUCUUAUAAUCCGAAGACGGUAGCCUCCGCCAAGAGCUUCUACGUCGGUGCAUUGCUUCCGCACCCGCUUCACCGUGCAGCAUCCCUUCCGGUCGAUGCCGUAGAUGUGUAGAGGCUGCAGAGUUUUGCUCAUUUAUAUUCACCAAGUCAGUGAAGUUUUAUUGUAUAUUACCCCUUUACAUUAAAGCAUGAAAAAAUGUUCCACUCUCUUCUGAAUCCACAUUGAUUCUUUGUCA
Messenger RNA from Hibiscus syriacus, 2431 nucleotides. RefSeq names its product probable serine/threonine-protein kinase WNK9. The record is from RefSeq and is a predicted model, not a curated record. Gene Ontology annotation, biological process: protein phosphorylation; intracellular signal transduction. Gene Ontology annotation, molecular function: ATP binding; protein serine/threonine kinase activity. The coding region runs from base 73 to 2307 and encodes 744 amino acids. NCBI's taxonomy places the organism in Eukaryota, Viridiplantae, Streptophyta, Magnoliopsida, Malvales, Malvaceae. The transcript is spliced from 7 exons. Gene Ontology annotation, cellular component: cytoplasm.